CCCGCAGGGACGAAACGCGCUGCCGCCGCCGCCGCCGCCGCCUUCCACAGCAGCGCGGCCCGCGCCAAGGAGGACUACUACCAGGUGCUGGGGGUGCCCCGCACCGCCACGCAGAAGGAGAUCAAGAAGGCCUAUUACCAGUUGGCAAAGAAAUACCACCCUGACACCAACAAGGACGACCCCAAAGCAAAGGAGAAGUUCUCUCAGCUGGCAGAAGCCUAUGAGGUGCUGAGUGACGAGGUGAAGAGGAAGCAGUACGAUGCCUACGGCACGGCGAGCUUCGAGGCGGGCGCGGCCGGGGCCGGGGCCGGGGCGGGGCGGCAGUACUGGAGCGGCGGCCCCUCCAUCGACCCCGAGGAGCUCUUCAGGAAGAUCUUUGGGGAGUUCUCAGGAUCCCCUUUCGGCGAUUUUCAGACUGUCUUUGACCAGCCACAGGAGUACAUCAUGGAACUGACAUUCACCCAAGCUGCAAAAGGUGUUAACAAGGAGAUUGUGGUGAACAUCCAGGACUCCUGUGUGCGCUGCGAUGGCAAAGGGCACGAACCUGGCACCAAAGCUCAGCGCUGUCACUACUGCAAUGGCACGGGCAUGGAGACCAUCAACACGGGCCCGUUCGUGAUGCGCUCCACGUGCCGGCGCUGCGGCGGCCGCGGCUCCAUCAUCACCACGCCCUGCGUCCUGUGCCGGGGCACGGGGCAGACCAAGCAGAAGAAGACAGUCAUGGUUCCUGUGCCAGCUGGUGUUGAGGAUGGACAGACAGUUCGGAUGCCUGUGGGCAAGAAAGAAAUUUUCAUUACGUUCAGGGUUCAGAAGAGCUCUGUGUUCCGACGAAACGGAGCCGACAUCCACUCGGAUCUCCUGAUCUCAGUAGCUCAGGCCGUGCUGGGAGGCACAGCCCGGUGUCAAGGCUUGUAUGAGACAAUCAACAUCACAAUACCCCCUGGUAUUCAGCCAGACCAGAGAAUUCGGAUGAGUGGGAAAGGCAUUCCCAAGGUCAACAGCUAUGGCUAUGGAGACCACUACAUCCACAUAAAGAUUAAAGUUCCUCAGAGGCUGACGGAUCGCCAGCGAGCCUUAAUGAUGAGCUACGCCGAGGACGAGGCCGACGUGGACGGCACGGUGAACGGGGUCACCAACACAGCCUCAGGUGGCAGGGCCACGGCUAGCGCUGACGCAGGCGGGGAUAGGCCUGAGGCUCAGGAGAACAAGGAGGGAUUCCUUUCCAAACUUAAGAAAAUGUUUACCUCCUGACACCCCAUCCGAGGAAAGCGUUCUACUGGCAACUAGGAGCCAGCAGCAGCAGGUCAUCCAUGCAGUUGGGGGUGAAUCUUUCUGGCAGCCAAGCUCUGGAGAACACAGGAUGUCAGUCAGCAG
Ficedula albicollis (Collared flycatcher) is the source of this 1374-nucleotide messenger RNA. RefSeq names its product DnaJ heat shock protein family (Hsp40) member A3 (gene DNAJA3). Gene Ontology annotation, cellular component: mitochondrion. NCBI's taxonomy places the organism in Eukaryota, Metazoa, Chordata, Aves, Passeriformes, Muscicapidae. Gene Ontology annotation, molecular function: heat shock protein binding; protein kinase binding; ATP binding. Gene Ontology annotation, biological process: negative regulation of apoptotic process; response to heat; mitochondrion organization. The annotation marks the transcript as partial. The record is from RefSeq and is a predicted model, not a curated record. The transcript is spliced from 11 exons.